CUUUACCAUUGCCAGUUUUAGAUGAUAGAGUAGUUUAUUUGUUUUGGAUAGAAAGUAGUUAAGCACUUAAUCCCCAGAAGAGUAAAAACAAAGAGAGGUGAAAUUUGCUAAUUAUAAAAGUAGAAAUUUAGACGUUUGUCUAACUCCGAUAACGAGUAUUUAUCUAAUGCAUUCACUCUCCUUAUUUUCAUUGCAUAUAUAGCUCAUUGGCACCUCUGCAUGCUGCUGCAUCUUCCUAAAAAUUAACUGCUACCUCGUAAUGUGUGUUCGUUACUAUUCAAUUCAUUUUUCUCUCUAACGGUAUUUUUGUGCAGGAGAAUGAAAGAAUCGGAGAAAGUAACGUGGGAUCAGGGUCGAUGUACGGCGCAGGCACGAUCCUUAGGCUUACCGAAGCUUAUGGUAUGGCUAAUGCUCUUCGUUUCGCUCAUCUACAUGCUUUAUACUCUGAAGCUCGUCUCAACAUCGUCAAGCGCCUGCAACCACGCGCCUUUCAUCAUCAACCAUCUCGCUUCUUCCUCUUUCCCCUACGCAAACGUCACGGAGAAGAGGGAAUCCUCCUCCUCUUUGGGUACCGGAACGGGGAAGCGCCGUGACCAGAAAACGGAGCUCCGUCACGUGGUGUUCGGAAUCGCGGCGUCGUCGAAGCUGUGGGAGCACAGGAAGAAUUACAUAAAGAUUUGGUACAGGAAGAAGGAGAUGAGGGGAGUGGUGUGGCUGGAUGAUCGCGUGAAGAUCGACCCGGAGGAAGGGUUGCCGCCGGUGAAGGUUUCGACGGACACCUCUAAUUUCGUCUACACCAAUAAGCUGGGUCACCGCUCCGCCAUUCGGAUCUCCCGCAUCGUCACCGAAACGCUGCGUCUGGGGCUCAAGGACGUGCGGUGGUUCGUCAUGGGCGAUGACGACACUGUUUUCGUGACCGACAACCUGCUGAAGAUUCUGAACAAGUACGACCACAACCACAUGUACUACAUUGGGAGCUUGUCCGAGAGUCACUUGCAGAACAUAUUCUUCUCCUACGGCAUGGCCUACGGCGGAGGGGGCUUCGCUAUCAGCUACCCCUUGGCCAAAGCUCUGAGCAAAACUCAAGACCGUUGUAUUCAGAGGUACCCUUCUCUGUAUGGCUCCGAUGAUCGAAUGCAAGCUUGCAUGGCUGAACUCGGUGUUCCACUCACCAAGGAACUCGGUUUUCACCAGUAUGAUGUGUAUGGGAACCUGUUGGGGCUUCUUGCAGCUCAUCCAGUGACUCCAUUGGUGUCACUGCACCACCUUGAUGUGGUUGAGCCAAUAUUCCCGAAUGUUACCAGAAUAGAAGCCCUUCAACGGCUUACCAUUCCAAUGAAGCUUGACUCAGCGUCCCUCGUUCAGCAAUCAAUUUGCUACGACAAGAAAAGAAAAUGGACCAUUUCGGUUUCAUGGGGUUUUGCUGUUCAAAUAUUUCGUGGGAUAUUCACACAGAGGGAGAUGGAAAUGCCUUCAAGAACAUUCCUGAAUUGGUAUAGAAGAGCAGAUUACACUGCAUAUGCAUUCAACACACGCCCAGUUAGCAGAAACCCUUGUCAGAAGCCUUUCGUGUUUUACUUCUCAAAGGCAAAACUGAAUAAUUCCACAUUGAAACACACAGUGACUGAAUAUGACAGACAUCUUGUUCCUCACCCAGAAUGUCACUGGCAGAUGCCUGAUCCUUCUCAGCUUCAAAAAGUAGAGGUGCACAAGAAGCCAGACCCGCAUCUAUGGGAUAGAGCCCCAAGGAGAAAUUGUUGCAGAGUGAUGAAAACCAACAAGACAGGAAUCCUGAAGAUAGACGUGGGUAUAUGCAGAGAUGGCGAGAUCCACGAACCUGUUUCAUUGUGAAAACUGUGAAUCAAUAUUGAUUAACUGGGUUCUCUGCAUAUAUAUAUAUAUACACACACAUAUUCUUGGACCUCAUUUCUUCAUUUAUAGGACUUACGUUAACUUCAAAUUUUGUAAUUCUUCCCGGGCGUUCUGAGAUUGGGUGGUUGUGGAAAGAAAGUUCAUGCUGUAAUUCAUAAAAAAGUAUCGUUAUUAUUGGUUACAAAAUUGUAUUUCUAUUUGAUUAAGUUGCAGAUGAAAUAGUUCAGAGGGCAGCACAUAACUUUUCUGCUUUGCUAGAUAAUCCUUAGAAUUCAAAUGCGUUGUAUCGCAUCUCAUUAUUAAGUUCUCUAUCCCUUUUCCCUUGAUCUCUUGGAACACACUCUCCUCUAUUUUCACACAGCACACAACACUCUCUGUUUGCUUUUCUUCUCUCCAUUCUCGCAAACCACUUCGCACACAGGCAGUCGCCAGGCAUUGUCGCGCUUCCCUUCUCCAUCUCACUUUCGUCUUCCUCUCACACACAACCACCCACCCAAUUCUCGCUGCAGCCACCAGCAUUGUUUGCAACCAGCUACCCAGUUCUCUUGAUAGUAUUGGUGUGUUCUGGCAUUUUUGAUAACGUGAUGAAACGUGAUAAAGAGUGGAUUUACAGUGUUGUGGUGUGGAUCGGUUGUGGAGACACGAUGGGGCUGAAUCAGAUGUUGAUAACUGAUUUAGCAGCCGCAUUUUGACAUUCGAUGUAGAUUUUUUUUUUUUUUAUAUUUUAUUUAAUGUUUUUAAAUUUAUAUUUAAUGUUUAUGAACGGAUAGCUGUUGUAUCUUUUGCAAUUUAAUCUUCUGUUUAAAUUUUUUUUAAGUUAUUUUGAGUGGUUUUGUAAUUA
This is a messenger RNA of Vigna radiata var. radiata (mung bean), 2713 nucleotides long. RefSeq lists its product as uncharacterized. NCBI's taxonomy places the organism in Eukaryota, Viridiplantae, Streptophyta, Magnoliopsida, Fabales, Fabaceae. The transcript is spliced from 3 exons. The record is from RefSeq and is a predicted model, not a curated record. Gene Ontology annotation, molecular function: acetylglucosaminyltransferase activity. The coding region runs from base 319 to 1851 and encodes 510 amino acids.